Panicum virgatum (switchgrass) is the source of this 1240-nucleotide messenger RNA. Its product is annotated as indole-3-acetic acid-induced protein ARG7-like. The coding region runs from base 466 to 891 and encodes 141 amino acids. Gene Ontology annotation, biological process: response to auxin. The transcript has a single exon. The record is from RefSeq and is a predicted model, not a curated record. Lineage: Eukaryota; Viridiplantae; Streptophyta; Magnoliopsida; Poales; Poaceae.
CCUUCGAUCCGAGCUCCCGACGAACUUCAUUCACAUCGCCUCUUGAUUCUUGAACUAAACAACCCUCCGUCCUCCUCCUCGAUCGGCUCCUCCUGAUCUCCACGAGAAGCGAACCCUUGCUUGCGGUUCUCCUAGCCAACUUGAGCUACCUACCUGCUGCUUCGAUCCUUUCAGCCCCUUAUUAGCUAGUUUCGUCCUCCCGAUCGAGAGCCGCCGAUGCCUCCUGCCGUCCCCCAAGAGCCAUGAGCAACGCCAGCAACAGCAAGAAGCACAGCCUCCUCGCGCCAAAGGCCACCAUGGACAUGUCUCGUCUGCACCAGGCCUACGACCGCGGCUAGCUUAGCUCGCUCGCUCGCUCCACCAUCUCUACUAGGUUCUUUGAACGUAGUCUAGCGCCUCGCGUGGUUCGUCGUGUUCCGCGUGCUCAUCAGUUUGUGCGCAGUCGUAGGUUUUAUUAGCAACGAUAUGAAGGAAGAAGGAGGCGAGAAGAAGAACAUCCUGGCCAAGACGCUCCAGCGGUGCCGGACCUCGCUGGCCCACCGGAGGCGCCCGCCGGCGGCGGCCCCGGACAGGGCGGCGGCCGGCUACUUCACCGUGCUGGUGGGCCCGGAGAAGGAGCGCUUCGGCGUGCGCGCGCGCUGCGCCAACCACCCGCUGUUCCGGGCGCUGCUGGACGAGGCCGAGACCGAGUACGGCUUCGCCGGCUGCGACGGCCCGCUCGAGCUGCCCUGCGCCGUCGACGACUUCAUGGAGGUCAUGUGGGAGAUGGAGCAGGCCGACCCCGCCGCCUCGCCGGGCUGCGGGCGCUUCGCCGCCGCCGGCAGCAGAGGGCACCACCAGGGGUACCAGAUGAUGAGCCCCGCCAGGUUCCUCGUCGCCGGACGCUCGUGAUCUUGCCGAUGGCCGGCGUCGGCGACGGUCUAAUAAGUCCGAUCGUCGCCGCGCCUGCCGUUCACUGUCAAUCAACUUCUUUUGUUUUACUUUGUACGUAGACCAGAGUAUUAGUCUCGCUCCAGCCGCAUGCAUGCAGAACAGCAGGAGUUUGUCCACCUGCUUUGCUUUGCUUGCUUGCUUUUGCUAAGUUGUCAACGCUUGUUUUCAGUUUUACUCUCUUGUUCGCUGCUUAUAAUCAUAUAUAGUUACGUUGCUCGUCUACUGAAUCCCAAGUUCUCUCCAUGUCGAUAUCGAUUAACGAUGCAUAUUAUCGUAUUAAAUAGUAAUACAUUCCAUUUUGUUUUCG